This is a messenger RNA of Cheilinus undulatus (humphead wrasse), 11848 nucleotides long. Its product is annotated as storkhead-box protein 2-like. The record is from RefSeq and is a predicted model, not a curated record. Gene Ontology annotation, biological process: positive regulation of transcription by RNA polymerase II. Gene Ontology annotation, molecular function: RNA polymerase II transcription regulatory region sequence-specific DNA binding; DNA-binding transcription activator activity, RNA polymerase II-specific. The coding region runs from base 358 to 3420 and encodes 1020 amino acids. The transcript has 6 exons. Gene Ontology annotation, cellular component: nucleus; cytoplasm. Lineage: Eukaryota; Metazoa; Chordata; Actinopteri; Labriformes; Labridae.
AGAGGAGAGAGAGGCUCGCGCUGCAUCUGUUGCCUGGGUGAACACGUUAGCAUCAGGCUAGCAGCUAGCUUCACUCACAGGUAUAUAACGGAGGAACGAGGCAGAAUUGUACCGAUAAUCUCGGAUGUCAUCUCCCGUUACCGGUGGACAGGGCUCAUAAUGAAUGUGUAGAGAUCACCGAGGGCGGUUAGAUGGUGAAACAAUCCGUUCGGAGCGCGAGAGCUACCUGUAAAGAUAAAAACAUCCAGGAAUGGUUUUUGAUUUGUAUCGCCCAGCACUUGUGUGUAACCCAUUGUUCGCUAGCAUGGACGGCUUGUGUGUGAAGAACAGUGAGAGCUAGAGGCCCUUCACAGUGCCAUGGAGCCCUUCCUGCAGAUUGCUCCUCACUCUCUGGCCAUUGUGCUGUCCAGAGUCGGCAGUGAAACUGGGGGAGCGGGUGGAGUGUCGGAGAGCACCGAGCUGCCGCGCCAUCACACUGGCUAUGAGAUCUUUGCGGAUUUCAAGGCAGAAAACUCGCAGCAGCAGCAUGUGUGGAACCCCCGGAUCACUGAGGCCGUAUCAGAGACGUUCUUCCUGGGCUGGAUCGAUGAACAUGUGCUGCUGAUCCAGGGGAAGGAGGAUCACCUAGAGGUGCUGAGAGAGGGAUGGAUGAGGAGGAGCCUCAACCCACCUCGGGGAUUCACCAUCAAGUAUCUGGGUGAUGUGUCACCCAUCAGUAUGUCCCCCAUCAGCCAAUCACAGUUCAUCCCUUUGGGAGAAGUACUGUUAUUGGCUAUCUCUGCUAUGAACUCCGCCCACAAGCCUGUAACCCAGGAGGCUCUGACCGAACAUCUGCAGACAUGUUUCCCAGGUGUUCCCACUCCAACAGAGGAGGUUCUGCACCACACGCUGGGCAUGCUGGUUCGUGAGCGGAAAAUCUACCCAACACCAGACGGAUAUUUUAUCGUCACCCCUCAGACGUACUUCAUCACCCCAAGCCUCAUCAGAACCAGCUCCAAGUGGUACCACUUAGACGAGCGAUCAACUGAGCGACACCAGCAGCAGCACCAGCAGACGCAGUGCACCUCGCCACUCUCCGGCACCAUAACCCCGUCCACCUCGGGGCCCGCCAGAGACCGAACGCACCCAAAGUCCAGCCAGAACCACAGCGGGGGAGGAGGAGGAGGAGAUCCUUUCUACAACAACAGUUACCGUGGAGAAGACCCUCCUAGCCACCACACCACCCUGUCACGCAGAUCACCCAAAGACCACCGGGAGGCAUACUCAUCCCCGCACUCGCCUCAAACUCCUCCUCAGCAGGCGGGAGGAAAUACAGAGAAGAGCCGCGGCAGCCUCGGGUUCCCUUUCAAGACGGACACACUAACCAAGCACCGGGGAGGAGGAGGUGGAGGAGGAACAGGAACAGGAGAGGUGGAGAAACAGGCAGGGGGUGGCAGUGGAACAGGAAGUCGUAAGUUUGGCCUGAAACUGUUCCGUCUAAGUUUUAAGAAAGAUAAGACUAAACAGCUGGCCACUUUCUCGGCUCAGUUCCCCCCUGAGGAGUGGCCGCUCCGCGAUGAGGAGGUGCCCAGCACGCUGCCACGCCACAUCGAGAUGGAGAUCAUCCGCAGGAUCAACCCUGACCUCACAGUGGAGAACCUGGCUCGCCACACAGCCGUCAUGAAACGUCUGGAAGAGGAGCGCGCUCAAAGAAGCAAAGCUUCUUCAGCCAAUCAGAGCUCGAGGAGCAGGAGGAGCGGGGGCCGGCACAGGAAGCAGUCUCAGGCCAAACUGAGCCGCUCACACAGUAAGACAAGAGCAUCUCGCGGUGAGCCCAGCGACCUAGAAUUGCCUGACAGAGACUACAGAGCUUACUCGUCGUCACUGGCCAGAUCGCCAAGGGAACAUGCCCUUGCUAUGGAACGGCAGCGUGCCCGGCUUCACUUGGCCCACAGCAACCCCAACAUCCUUGAUUCCUCCCACCUACCUGUCACUCCGGAGUGGGAUGUAUCAGGAGAGCUCGCUAAACGCCGCACAGAGAUGCCUUUCCCAGAGCCGAGCCACGGCCCCUCCGCCCACCACUCUAAAGUGCACCGCUCGCACUCGCACACGCAAGAGAGGAAGUCCAGGAAUGAGCGAAGUGACAAGGCCAAAGAGCGCUCCCGCUCCAUGGACAACUCCAAAGGACCACUUGGAGGCGGCCUCAUUGGACCUCCUGAUUACUAUGAUGACCGGAGCCGCUACUACACUGACGAUGGCACACUGAGAGCCAAUCAGGGCUCCUCUCACUACUCUCGAGCCACGCCCCCUUCAGCUAAGCUGCCAGUGGACUCUAUGGGGUUGGAUGGAGGGCGGAGCUUAGAGAAGAGUAAGAGCAGGGACAGCCUGCCAGCAUACUCACCCAAACCACUACCCCCCUCCGUCCCCCCAGAUGAUUAUUUCCAGUGCUCUGGUUCGUCUGAGGCCGUCCUCACUGCUGCUAACACGCUUGGAACUCUGGGUAAAAGCAGCCAUGACGGCUUAAAAGUGGGUGGGGCUGAAAGGCAGAUAGAUAGACCGACGCCUCACCACCUGGACAGUAAAGAAGACUUGUCGAAGGUGGGGCCUAAGGGGGGUAGUUUGCCUCCAAUACCUCUGUCUAUCCCUGACCCCCCACUGGCUAAUGGCAGACCCCCCCACAGCACUUCAUCUGGUCAGGAGAAGCGUAAAGAGAUCUUCAGUAAAGACACACUUUUUAAACCUCCCCCCAGCCUCCCGCUGCCUGGAUACAGCUCCCUGAGGAAGCCCCCUACCCUCGUCACCUCCACGCUGUCUUCGUCGUGUGAUGCUCUUGAUUGCCAGGAGGCCUUUGAUGCCCCCAAACCGUUGGUGGCCACAUCGUCUGCACCUCCCCCAGGGUUGGAACCCAGUUCUGGCGCAGCAGAGGCUUCCUUUGACUACUACAACGUGUCCGACGAUGAGGAGCUGGAGGAGGGCGCUAAGAGUCGAGGGGAAGAUGAAAAGUCUGGUGGGGGUGUUGUUGGUAGGGGAGGGGGAGGAGCAGGGACCAUGCAGUGGCUGCUGGAGCGGGAGAAGGAGAGGGACCUUCAGAGGAGGUUUGAGAGGACUCUGGCCUUCCCCGCUGCUAAAGAGAACCUUUCAGAGCCUGCUCAGAACCAGCAGUCAGCUCACUCUGCUCGCCUCGACAGCAUGGACUCUAGCUCGGUCACCGUAGACAGCGGCUUCAACUCACCCAGGACGAGGGAGAGUUUGGCGUCAAACACGUCGUCCAUUGUGGAGAGUAACCGUCGGCAAAACCUCGCUCUGAGCCCCGGACACCUCGGCAUCACCGCCGGCAGCGGCCCCCCCUUCUCCUUCAGAGCCAUCCCAGAACCUUCCGGAACCCAACCUGAGAAACUCCAGAAGCCCAGCGCCUGCCUCGCGUCAAUCACCAGCGUGUAGGGGGCUGGGCUAAGGGCUGGGAGGAGGCAGAGACCCAGUGGACAGGAAAUACAAAUCCAGCCCCCCACCCAAAAAAACGGACUGUUACACCUUCGGACUGACGGACUGUCAGAGUCAGUGCAACUGUUAACACACACACACACUCACACUCAAACACACACACACACACACACCAGGCAGACUCCAACCAUGUCAUCCACAGCCUCCAGUUUACACGCUGCUUUACUUACAUGGGUUAUAGUCAUGUGUGUGUGAGUUUGUGCGUGUGUGUGAGUGAGAGAGAGGGGGAGAGAGCAUGUGUAUGGUUAUGUGUAAAGAUGUGAAUCCAUUUGUGUGUGCGAGUGUGUUUUCUGUAAUCUCAGGUCGUGUUAUUUCCCAUCCAGCUGCUCCAGCUCAGCACAUCUCCCUCUGCUGUUGUCUCAUGGUAUUACACUUUUACAGAGGCUGCUCUGCUGACAACUGAUGCUGACGUCAUCACUCUCACAAAACUCCUGCACGCUGUCAAAUGCCAAGGUCAGAUUCCACAUUCUUUUUGUUCAUUACAAUGGGCAUUUUGUUAGAUUACUUGACCACAGAGCCAUAAAUUCAUGCCUUGACUUCGCUGACACCAAUUGUCACAACUGACAGGAUGACAUUUUAAAGGAGGAGGGGUUGGGCUAGACAACAUCUGGAACGAAGACAGUAAACAAACAUACUGUAUUUACUAGUGAUGCACAAUAACAAUAUUCUUUUUAAACAUACAGAUAACCUAUAAUUUCUUCCUCCUGAUGGCUGAUAACUGAUGAGAACUGCUAAUUUUUUAAAAAUUGUUGAUUUUAAAAAGAUUUUUGUUUUAUGUCGUUAUACACAUCUGGGGUAAGAGGGGUUAAUAUAUAGAGAUCAAAGAUAUGUAUAACCCAUCAGUAACUGACAUCACUAGUGUUUACAUCAAAACAAAUAACAGUUCUGACUUAACAACUGUUAUUCUCUUUUUUUUUUUUUUUACUUUAACUUGUACAUUUCUGUACCAAACAAUGUACAUCAUUAACUAAAAAAACCACAUACUUUGGUUUAAAAGUGUUUUUUGAAUUCCUCAGUUAAACAUUACAUUGCUGAAAGCCUGUUGCUUAUUUAUCUGCAGCUAAAACACAUCAAGGUAAAUGAUAACAUGAUGUCUUGCCUAAUACCAUAAAAUAUUUGCAAUAUUGGCUGUACCGGUAAUUAUCGUGCAUCCCUAAUAUUUACUUUGCUUUUUCUGUUUGUCUAUCCAGACUGUUUGAUGAGUGAUGCACCAGUUUGUUGCUAAUGCUAACUGGGUUGCUUUAAUUUCUUGCCAGCAUUUCUCUAUUACUGUCUGUUGUGGUCUUCCUUUAAUGACACAUCGUAAAGGCAGAGAUGUUGUGAGAGCUCAACAAACUCUUCCUCUCUCUGAUAGUUUGAUCACACAGCACUGACUUCAGCAUUAUUUUUUACACUUCAACAUUUGGUUUGUUUAUGUUCCAGACUUUUGCCCAUGCAGGGAGCACUGUGCUCUCAUUGUUCAUCAUCACUGACAUGAUGGAAAAGCAGAACAAGAUUGUUUCUGAUGUUUUUGUACAAUUUAGGCAGAGCUCCAGUGCCCUCUCUUGGUUAAAAGUCGGCCUGAAAAGUUUUUGUUUUUUUUCAAGCUUUGGUACUUUUGAUGCUACUGAUCAUUGAAAUUAGAUUGUGUUCUUAAAAACACAUGGUAUUAAAAAAGGAUUGAAGGGUUGAACUGUUGACAUCCUUUUUUCAGACAUGUGACGUCAGUCUGAUGUAGAAUGAAGCAGAGCAGCUCUUUAUUCGUCCAUGGCUUGUUAGAUUUUGGACUCUCACUGAGACAGAGCCGUUCUGUUUCUCUUUGUGAUGCCUCUUGUCCUCAGAUGGCAGUAAAACUCUGCUCUAUGACAUUACCUGCCCAGGUGUGAUCUCACCAAAAAGAUCAAACUUAAAUGAUUUCUAAGGAGAACAGACAGAGAGGGGGAGCAAAGAUAUGCUGGGAAUUCAAAGUGGUGAAGUUGUGUGCAGAAAAGGCUUCAAGUGUAACUUUAUGGAAAGGGAUGGCUUGGUCCCCUCCUGGCUUUCUAUAUGGAAAUAGAAACAUUACAUUAUUUCUUUAUGUUUAAACAAAGAACGUGAAGCUUUCAGAAAAAUUUAACUCAAGAUGUUGUGAUUAUCGCAAGAGGUUUAUAAGGUCUCCUCUGGUGAACAAAGUAAAGCACAACCCCAUUUGACUGCACCAAUAGAGAGCAAUAUUUACAUAAAUUAAAGAAAUCAAAGAAAUAACAUUACAUAUAUACAUGCUUUAUAUACAUUAACAUUAGCCUACACAUCGAUUAUAAGUGAAUAUAUGUACAGUGUAUAGAAACCUUUAUUUAAAGACAUUUAAAUCAGUAUUAAAGACAUCCUGCUCUUUAUAAUACUGACUUACAGCAGAGCUAGUUUAUCACGUUGGUUUAUUAAGUCACAUAACAGUAAGAUUCAUAUGAACACUAUUAAUGGGCCUGUUAGCAUGUAUACAUGUUUAAAACACUUUAAAUAUAUUUCUUCUUUCUUAAUCAAGUCACUAUCUUUUUCAGCAUUUUAGAUUCACUUUUUUUACCAGAUAAAAGAUUUUAAUCUUCUGAAAGUUGAAGAAAAACAAGCUGUGCUAAUGUUAGCCACAGCUUGGCUACUUUUCCCUGAUAACCCUGCCAAAGAUCAUCAGAUUUUUACCAUGGAGCUGCUUUAUUCAGUGUUUUUAUCAGCCGGAUGGUGUGUGUCAAAGAGUAGGAGACCUUCGAGGAUGAUUUGGCUCAUGAACGAUGUUUGUGAUGAAACUGGAGAAGGGUCUGGUUGCAGACUGUACAUUUCUGACGGCCACUCUCACAGACUGGUCAUCUGAUAAGACACUGUACGUCUCAGGAAAGAAGUGCCAGUAAAACAUAUCAAGUUUUAGAUGCUUUUUUAAUUCAACUUUAUUCAUUUAAAAAAAAUUGGCAGUUACAUUCAUGAAAUCAUCACAUUGCAAACAUUACAGAUGAAGGAACAUGUCAAAUAGAAUAGAAAAAAAGGUCUAAUCUGGGAUUAAAUUAUAUAUAGACCCAUUUUAGAAGUAGUUACACCAACAGUAGCUUGCUUUAGCUACGUUAGCUUUAGCUAAAGAUAACACACUACGUUAGCUAUGCAAUUAAGUUACAACAUAAGUCAGUGCCACUUUAGCAACGUGAGCUUUAGCAAACAUAGCUAAAGUUAAUGUAGCUAUGUAGAUAACACAGCUACGUAGCUUUCUUAGAUGCUUAGCUUAGAUGUGAGCUCAGCUUUAGUUAUGUUAGCAACAUAGCUAUGUUAGCUACAUAGCUAUAUUAUCUUUAGCUAAGUUAGCUGAAGCAAACACCUAUUACCUAUGUAGAUGCUAUAGAUAUGUAGCUUACAUAGCUGCUUUGAGUGCUUAGCUUUAGCUCUGUAGCUGUGUAGCUACAUCAUCCACGUAGCUUAUGCAGCUAACUGAGCUAAGCUACGCUGUAUUAGAAUGUUUUCAUGGAGGAUGAGCUUUUUCCUGUAAGCAGACUGUGUUUUUGCAGGUUAGGUCUUAAUUUCUAACUUUUGGUAUCCUAACCAUUACCUUAACCUUCACCCUAACCCUAACACAGAGGUUCAGUCCAAUUUAAUUUUGAAAGUUUUAACGUGUAUUUCGAUUCCCAGAUAUACAGCGUCUCAGGUAUACAGUCUGUGAGAGUGGCUGUCAGUCUGUCUUAUGAAACUGAGCGGCUCUCAGUGGGCAUGAGGAGUCACAUUCAAGAUCAGUGCGAGAAGCAGGGUUUUCUCACAGGUGAAUUGUUUGAAUCGAGACAUCAGAGAGAGAUGCUGCGGAGUCUGUGUGAAUUGGCGUUGUCAGAGCACUAUAUUUUUUAUUUCCAUACGUAACUUAAGAACAAAACCAAUGACAUUGAUACUUGUUUGAUACCACAACAAAGAAUAGAAGUCUUAGACACCCAAUAUUUGGCAAUUUCUUGUUUUUAAUGAUCAAAGAUGGCAGGCAAACUCCUGCACACAAGAGAGGAAGAAAUGUCUUAAUUGUUUCCUUACGGAAACGUUGCCAGCAUUUUGUGCAGAUUAAACAAUGGUAUUUAAAAGAAUAUGUAAGUAUUAAGAUGUUGACACCUUUAGGAGCAGCUGAGUGUGUGAAUGAGUGUGUGGUUUGAUUAGGAGCAGUGUUACACACAACAAGAAGGGACAUUACACUAUUAUUCCAGUAUUAAUACAUUACCACACACCUCUACCAUUCACACAAAUGUUUGAGUCUGGUCCGUGAAUACUUGAGCUCCUCCUUACACUGACUCUUCCUGUGAGCCGCUCUCUCUCCUGGUGCUACGGCGUGUUCCAGCGUGAGGACACUGACGACGUAACAGCGUGUGAAACAGUGUUUCUAACACGCUGACGGAUGGACUCGGGGAGAUAAUAAGACUAAACCUGAGCUGAGCUGGAUUCACCCGUCUUUAAAGAUCCUGCAGCCCUAUAGGUCAAUCAUGUCCCACCCUCCUAUAGGCUCAGGGAGCUGUCAAUCAUCCCUGUGUGGUUGUCUUCUCGGCUCCUCUACAACUACCUCCACAGCAGCAAAAACACAGCCCGCCCUCUCUGCGAACACACUGUCAUCAGCCUCAAGCCUGUGAAUGUCUACACACACGCACACACACGGAUACAUACACGAACUUGCUACACAUCAAAGUGCUGGACGCCCCGUUGUCUCCCUCCCUCCCUCCCUCCCUCUCCUGGUUCCUCCUGAAGCUUAGCCGCAGUUUGAUGGCAUCAUAAAGGUGCAGCUAGUGUCAUUCAGCCUUAAAGGGUUCACUUUGAUGUGGUCUGCUCUACCUGCUCCCCUGCUUCACACCUACAUUUACCUGAGCUAUUUAUCUCAUCACUGGUGGGUGGGGCCAAAUCUUCUGGCUGAAAAUUCCCUCGUGAGAAAGUAUCAGUGCUCCUUAUUUAAAGCAUAUUGGCCCUUUAAAGGAGCCUCCAUCAGAGAAGGUCGCUGCUAAAGAUCUCAACAGUGUGUUUCACGAAGUGAAAAUCUUGUUCAUUUCCUCCAAACCUGUAUGAUUAUUUGCCAGGAUGUCAUAACUAUCCAAAAUAGACUUACCAUGAGCUACCUGAAAGGGAAAGGAUCCCGUAAAGAUGAAAGUUCAUAAGAUGUCAACCUUGUUUGCUGAAAUAACAAGGUUAAUUUAUGAUCCUGGAAGAAAGAACUACACUACCCACAAUCCUUUUGUCACAGCAAUGUCUCUGAUUGCUAGAGCCUGCUGUUAACAUGAAAAUGUUUACCUUCCACACAAACUUUGGCUCUCACUGUACUAUAUACCUUUCUACACAAAAUGAAACACUAAAUAUGCACAAACUACAAUAUGUGACAACAUAAUAAUUAACAAAAUAAACAUUAUAAUAAAGAAUGUAAAUGUAGAAAUAUUGUCUUUGUAUGUUAAAAAGGGCACUAAAACAUGUUAGGAAUAACAAUGGAUUGUGGGAUAUGUAGCUUUUUUUACGUAUUCCUUUUUCUCAGUUUUCUAAUCCUGUUUUAUGGAUUGAAUCAAAUGUUUUAUGGUCUUGAGUGUUCAGGUAGCCGGGUGACUUGGUCAUGGAUUUAAAAUAGCUCUGAAGUGCUUCUGAACUGUUAAUGGAGGAUUUGAACAGGGAACUUCAGGAACCAGAGCCACUGAAAAAGUGAGCACACACUGUUGAGCUCUUUUCCCUUAUUAGAAGAUAAGAAAGCUUAGUAUUUAAAGUGUACUGGUCCUUUAAGAGUGCCUCAGUCCAAGGGUGUUGCUGCUAUUGGUUGUUAGAACGUGUUUUUCUCGCUUUAAGAGCUCUCUGAUGGGUUUAAAGAUUUAUUUAUGUUUAUAGAUGAAGGCUGUGUCUGAAACUACAUACUUGCAUAUUUCUACAUACUCGGUAUGCUGUAUGCAGUAAAUACAGCAUAUAUAUGUCGUCUGCACAUUAGUAAGGCUUGUCCUUUCAGCCGUAUUUCCGUCCCGAGUUACCUUAAAUAAGCUAGCACCAAGCUAGAUCAACCAUCUGACUUAUUCUGGAAUUUAACAAGGAUAUAUUUUUAUGACAUAACCAGUUGCAUAGUUACUUGAAUUUUAUUUUAUCUUAAUUUUUUAUUGUAGGUUAUUUUUAAUUUUUAUGCCACUUAUCAGCAGACUGGCAAGCUGCAUUUUGGGGUGGUCGGUGUGCCGUCGAGGAGGAUGUGCUUGACAGUCAGUUGUCAUUACAUCAAAAACACCGCAUUUCCACAAUCAGUGGAGCCAGGUGAUAACUUAAACUUUUCCUGAAGCCAAUCUGGAGAAGAGAGAAAAAAAUUCCAUCAAGAAGAGCUUUCAGUGUGGUUCUUUGCUCUUCCUUUAAUUAAAAAUGGCUAACUCUGAUUGACUGCCGCAAAGCUGCAUUCAAGCUAAUCUCUACACUGGCCACCAUUGUUUACAGGCUUGCAGUAGCUAUAACUUAACCACCAUCUCUGUCUUCUCUAACUAUGCAGAUUGGUCCAGUCAUUUUCUGGCAAGGGACAAGUAUAUCAGCUUGAAGCUUCAUGAGAUGGAUAAACCUGAUGGCAGAUAUGGAAUCUGGACAAUGCAUUGACAUUGGAGGCUAAUAUAUUAUGAAUGUGUGAGGUUUCAGACAUAGCCUUGAACCAAAAUUGUUAACACUGCAGCUCAUUCUAAAAAGGUCUAAAGAAGAAGACCCUGUUUUAGAGUUCAGCUCAGUGAUUUAUCGUUGGAUUUAAGCCCUUGUUCUACUAAUUUUAACCACUACAAGAGAGUAAGCUCCAAUGAGUUACCACUAAACUAAAAAAUAAGUCUGUUAAAAACCACUAAUGUUGGAGCUUCAUUUUCCACUUACUUAGUUAAGUGGAAGAAUGAAACCACUUCUCAGUCAAUAAUUAACCUAAAUCACAGAGACUGCUUUAAAUAUUGCUCCUCUGCUUGUUCUGGAUUCAAUCCUUGAAGGUUGUCAUUUUAUUCCAACCUUUGAUCAUGCAACCAAUAAUCCAGAAUAUAUUCUGCUUUUAUGCUGGUUGUCUUGAAUGUACGCAGGGCUUAUAAACAACUUUGGCUUCAUUGAACACAUUAAUGAAAACUGUUUUCAUAGCUGAUAUUCAGCUGAUGUUUUAACAAAUUGAAUCUUCAUCAGCUGUUAGAAACAUGCCAUCUUUAUCAGCUGUUAGGCACAGUCUUGUUUCUAACCUUACAAGAAGUAGUGGGGAAAUCUUCACCUACAAAAUGGGUUGAACAUUGAAGUUUCUGAUACGUCAUCAAUAGUCAUCAACAGCAUUUACAUAAAAAAACAGACAUUUCUACCUUGAGUGACAUUUAAAAAAUGCUUUUCACAAUCAAAAAGACCGUAAUGCAUUGAAGCAACAUUAAAUAAAAGUAUAAUAUUGUUAUGGAAAUUCUUGGAGAUUCCCCAUAACACUCAGUUUGAAGUGUUCCCUUUGAAAAAUCUCAGUUUAAAGAUCCACAUAGCCCUAGCGCUUCAGUCUACGCCUCCAUUCUAACAAGAAUUCAAACACCCCACCCCUAGACAUGAACACACAAAACUUGGAUGUAGGGCUAAGUAAGUUUUGUACCAUUGAUCAAACCCUCCCUUGCAGCAUCACAUUUGACUAGUUUUAUUCUUCAGAAUUGCCAAAAAAAAGAACAUAAUCUGCAUGUACUGUGUUCAAUGCAGCCAGAGUAUCCUCUGAGUAAACUUUGUAUCCUUUCUGGAUUUUAAAGGUUAUUGUCACUUUUCCAGCUACAUGUUGCAGAGGUUUUAGAGCUAAGUUAAAGUGAGCUUUUUACAAACACACUAAAAAUAUUUUUUGUCCAGUCAAAAAUGGGACUUGUCCUUUAGGUUGAUGCAAAAGAUAAAGAGAAAAGGUUGGAAUUAGUGAAGAUGUUUUAACAUCUCCAAUAAUGUCAACCUCAUCUAUUCAUCUUUUCGACUAAACUUUGGGUUAUUAUGACUUCAAAUUCUCCUUUCCAGUUAAAGACGCUCUGUUUCUGCACAUAUUGAAGUGUUAGUCCAUAUUGCACCAUUAAUCAGGGAUAAACCACUACUGAGCUGCAGCCCCCCACCUCAUGGAGAUCCUGCCAUCCCUUAAUGUUUGCACUGCACCCCCAUCCCCCGCCCAACCCGUCCGACCAUCCCAGGUGAGCUCGUCCCCUUCCAUUCUUUUCUACAGACGCUCCAUGAAAUGUCUUCCCGGUACAUGGGCGCAGUGUUUCUACAGACGGAGGUUCAACAACAAUAACCACAUUUCUAACGGUGACGACACGCUGUAUGUCAGACUGUAAAUGAUGUUUAUCUGUCAUGCCUAGUCAAAUAAUUUAAACAAUAAAAAGAGGGAUUUUUUAAAUGUCUAUAAUAUCUGAAAGUCCCUUUGAUGUGUAGUUCUGGUGUUACUGUUGUUGUAGUG